UUGACAUGAAGUAGCAGCGGCGGCUGGGGCGGCGGUAGCGGCGGGAGUCGAGGCUCGUAGCGGGCCUCGGGGCUGAGAGCGCGAGGCGGCCUCGAGCGGCGGAGGCGCGGUGGGCCGAGCAGGAGGCGCAGCGGCCGCCCUGGCCUGCCAUGGAGAUGGAGAAGGAGUUCGAGCAGAUCGACAAGGCCGGGAGCUGGGCGGCCAUUUACCAGGACAUCCGACACGAAGCCAGUGACUUCCCCUGUAGAGUGGCGAAGCUUCCUAAGAACAAAAACCGAAACAGGUACCGAGACGUCAGUCCCUUUGACCAUAGUCGGAUCAAGCUACACCAGGAGGACAAUGACUAUAUUAAUGCUAGUUUGAUAAAAAUGGAAGAAGCCCAGAGGAGUUACAUUCUCACCCAGGGCCCGCUGCCUAACACGUGUGGGCACUUCUGGGAGAUGGUGUGGGAGCAGAAGAGCAGGGGCGUGGUCAUGCUCAACCGUGUGAUGGAGAAGGGCUCGUUAAAAUGUGCACAGUAUUGGCCACAAAAAGAAGAAAAGGAGAUGAUCUUUGAUGACACAAAUUUGAAACUGACGUUGAUCUCUGAAGACAUCAAGUCUUACUACACGGUGCGACAGCUGGAGCUGGAGAACCUGGCGAAUCAAGAAACGCGGGAGAUCUUACAUUUCCACUAUACCACGUGGCCUGACUUCGGAGUCCCUGAAUCACCAGCCUCAUUCUUGAACUUUCUUUUCAAAGUUCGAGAGUCAGGGUCACUCAACCCAGAGCAUGGCCCCAUUGUGGUGCACUGCAGUGCCGGCAUCGGCAGGUCGGGGACCUUCUGCCUGGCUGACACCUGCCUCUUGCUGAUGGACAAAAGGAAAGACCCUUCUUCUGUGGACAUCAAGAAAGUGCUGCUGGAAAUGAGGAAGUUCCGGAUGGGACUGAUCCAGACAGCGGACCAGCUGCGCUUCUCCUACCUGGCCGUGAUUGAAGGGGCCAAGUUCAUCAUGGGAGACUCCUCAGUGCAGGACCAGUGGAAGGAACUGUCCCAUGAGGACCUGGAGCCCCCGCCUGAGCACCUACCCCCACCUCCCCGGCCGCCCAAGCGUAUCCUGGAGCCACACAAUGGGAAGCGCAAGGAGUUCUUCUCAAACCACCAGUGGGUGAAGGAUGAGGCUGAGGAGGAUGAAGAGGGCCCCAUCAGGGAGGAGACCAGGACCCCCUUGAGGGCCUCCCACAGCAUGGACAGCACGAGUCAAGACACUGAAGUUAGAAGUCGGAUCCGCAGCCGAGGCCUGCGAGGCGCCCAGGUGGCCUUCCCUGCCGAGGCGGAGCCAGCACCACCCAGGAAGGAGGAGGAGGAAGCAGCGCCUGCGCUGACCCACUGGAGGCCCUUCCUGGUCAAAAUGUGCAUGGCCACGGUCCUCACAGCCGGCGCGUACUUCUGCUACAGGGUAUGUUUUCACUGACGGACGUGCUGGCGAGACGCCGCGUGCAGACAGCCCUGGCCGCCAGCCCAGCGUGGGGCUGGGCUCUGUAGAGCACCUGGGCCAGUCUCAGAAGACACAGUCAAAGGGUUGUUCAAGUCUGAACUGCGGAAGGGCUAACCAGAGAGAAGUGAGGAUCGAUGCUCUGGGGCUGUAGGAGCCCCAUGGUCCCAAGAAUAUAGAGUCUAAUCUCAGGGCCUCAACCUAUUCAGGAGUAAGUAGAGAAAAUGCCAAAUACAUCUCUCUCUCCUCUCUCUCCCUCUCUCCCCCCCUUUCUCUUUCUCUUUCUCUCUCUCCAUCUCUCUUCUCUCUUGUUCUUUCCUUUUUGUUUUGUUUUGUUUUGUUCAUUUAUUUUUGAAAAAAAAUAGAAUUACAACACAUUGUUGUUUUUAACCUUUAUAAAAAGCAGCUUUUUGUUAUUUCUGGAAGAAAGAAGACUAGGCACUUAUGAAACUCUCGUACCCUUAGGUGGUAUAAUCAGAUACACAAUUUGUAUUUGGUUUCCCAGGGAAAGAAUCCCAAACCUUCACGAAUGUAGACCCCGUGGAGCAGAGGUCGGCGUGCUGUGGCGGGCGGCCCGAGCCGGGCACCUGCGCCUCCGGUGCUUGCCGCUUCCCUGUUUGAGAAGAGGAACAGCACCCGGCAUCUCUAGAGAGCACACCGGCCUCUGCUCUUGCUCAGGGCAUCCCUCUGGUGUCCAUGGCCCGUUGCUCCACCGCUCCUCCCUGCGGCAGCCCUCUUACUCCGCACCCCAUCCCUCUACGUGAGUUUCCUGCAGGCCCCUGCCUUGGGGUCGGCCACACCACAGGGUGACUGCUGGCAUGUCACCCCUGGCUUCCACUUCAGGUGCAAGGGGCCAUGGCAGGCGAGCACCACACCUGGGAGUGUGCUGUGACAGGAGGUGGGGGGACGUAGCCGCAGAAUCCAUGCAAACUGCCCACGUGACCUUCUUCAUCCUUUUGACUAUUUUACCUCUUUCAGGUGACUAUCUUUGAGUGCAUCAGAUGGUUUAGCAAAUUCUAAUAUUUUUUCCUUAGGGGUGAUUUUGGGGAGGGGUCUAUCAUUAAAAACUGGCUGGUUGCUCCCUCUGAGGUUGGCGGGGCCCGGGUCGAGCGUGAGUUGGACAGCUCGCGCUGCUGCCUGGGCUCCUCUGUCUGGGUUCAUUUCGGUUCCUGUUCAGCAGCAGCACGUGCCUGACCCUCCUCCACCUCCAGCCCCGUCCACCUCUGCUCGCAGGGCCCCCCCGACUGGCAGGCCGCCCGGUAGGGAAGGGCCUCGGGCGGCGAGGAGAGGCGUGCGGAGGCACUGUCCUUAGAGCUGGCGGCCCCUCCCCUGCCCCGCUUCCUUCUCCCCCGGCCCUUCCUUCGAGUUCCAAAUCCACAGCCAUUUCUGAGGAGAGCAGAGCAGAGGACUGUCGUGGUGGCACAGAGGGGUGGUGGCCCGUCUCAGAUGCUGGCUUGCCUCACCUGAGUGCUCCCUCGUGGUGCCCAGGCCAGCGACACACCGUCCUCCCACACCAUCCUCCCGGAAGCCUCCCCGCAUCCCAUGUGGAGUGGGCCUCUCCGCUCCGUUAUUUAUUUUUGAUUUUUCCCAAAGGCGUCCGUACUGCACUAGCAUUUUCUUAAACCAAUAAUGUAUGAAGAUUUUUGAUGUCAGCCUUGCGUCAAGGGCUUUAUCAAGAAGUACAAUAAUAAGUCAAUCCUCAGGUAGUGCUGGGAGCUAGGACCGUGCCAGGAGCCUGUGCGGCAGGCCCGUCUGGCAGGAGGACGGCUGUGGGCCCCGCCCGCGAGGAGUGGUGUGCUGGCGUGAGAGGCCGUGGACACUUGGUAUCUGACAAGACUCUGGUGGGAGAUGACUGUCCGCCCUGUUCCCUGGUAGAGCUGUCCUCCGUCUCCGCUUCCUGUGUGUGUUAGGUGCAUGUGAGGGCUUCCGUGUCCCCGUGAGACACGUGUGCUUGAACGAGAAACGUGGACUCCCGCUUACCAAUGUGCCCGUGUCCCAGCCAGUCCACCUUCAUGAUCUGAUUGUCAGGCCACUGUGGUUCCCAAGGCUGUUGCUACGGUGGCCGCCGUUCGGCAAGACAGUGAUGCUUCCAGUGGCAGAUUUGGCCUGAUUCCUGGCAUGACUCUGGUGACUUCCCGGGGAGGCCGGCCUCUCCCGGCCCCUGGGCCACGCCGUAACUCAGACAUUCCAAGGGCGUGGCCAGCCCUGUGCACGCCUCACGCUCUGGACGCUUAGGCAGCAGAGACCCCGCUCUGGGAUCAGCCUUCUCUAGUCCACGCUCGUGCCCUUCUGGAGCAGAUGGUGACUGGGAAGCGCAGCAGCGGCGGGAGCCCCCUCCUUGGAGGCAGCUGGCCUGCUGCGGCUCCGUCCUGCUGCAUCCAGCUGAGGGGUGUCUGCCUGCCCUGGACCCCGUGGGACUGAUGGUGCUCACGACUCUUCCUGCAAGGGGAACCAAGACCUCCACAUUUGGUGACAUUUUUAAUAAGAAAAAAGGCAGCUGUGGCCCCGAGCUGCCCUCUUGCCAGCAUUUCACGCGUGGCCUUUCACGUGGGAGAGCCAGCGCAGAGCGACUGGCGGGGCGCCGGCAGGGCCGCAGAGCUUUGCCGAGGUGUAGGCAGGCCGGGCCUCAGCUGGGCUUGUGUCUUGGAGUCCUGUCUGUGUCGUGGGUGUGUAUGCAGCAGCCUCUCAGCACGGUGCACGGGGAGCCUCCUGUGCGCGGAGGACAGCCGGCCAUCGGCUGGGGCGGUGGCGGGCUGCUCUGCUGUUUGCCUUAAGCCAACAUUUACUCACCAGGCCAAUAUUUUUGACAAUGGCCAUGGAAUAAACCAUUUUUACAAAAAUAAAAACAAACAAAAACAGCGAGAUGUUUGGCUACAGUACCUUUCCAGGUGUGCGUAUACGUGGCUGCGUGACCGGGUGGGGGGAGGGCUGUCUCAGGGUCUGUGACCUCACAGAGCUGUCAAGGUGUACAGUUUUCCAACUUGCCGUAUAAAUGAUGGGUUUGCAUUUUAGU
Messenger RNA from Sciurus carolinensis (gray squirrel), 4488 nucleotides. RefSeq names its product protein tyrosine phosphatase non-receptor type 1 (gene Ptpn1). The transcript is spliced from 9 exons. Gene Ontology annotation, molecular function: protein tyrosine phosphatase activity. Bases 150 to 1454 code for a protein of 434 amino acids. The record is from RefSeq and is a predicted model, not a curated record. Lineage: Eukaryota; Metazoa; Chordata; Mammalia; Rodentia; Sciuridae. Gene Ontology annotation, biological process: protein dephosphorylation.